Molecule: messenger RNA, 507 nt
Organism: Topomyia yanbarensis
Lineage: Eukaryota; Metazoa; Arthropoda; Insecta; Diptera; Culicidae
Product: netrin receptor unc-40-like
Exons: 5
Coding region: 1-507 (168 amino acids)
Biological process (GO): cell-cell adhesion
Molecular function (GO): protein binding
Source: RefSeq, a predicted model, not a curated record
AUGGUUGGUUCUUUUUCAUCUCCCGUUGAUCUCACACCAUACUCCCUCGAUAGGGAUUCGCCGCCGCGAAUUGUUGGUGCCGUGAUGCCAGUCGAUCAAGACGCGCGGGUUUACUUCACUCUAGUACCACCCACUCCGCCGCCCCGGGAAUGGCGCCACAGUAGUCUCAGCGCCAUUCUCGAAGCACCCACCGGCAAACCGGUGACGACGAUCGCCCACAACACUUCUGCCACGUCGGUGUACAUUUCGUGGAAACCGCCACCGCCGGAAACGAUACUGGGGGAAUUCCUUGGCUACCGGAUAACCUACCGCACGCGGGACAAAAGCCCCGAGGAUGACGCCAAGGAAAUCUACAUUCGCGACAGCACGGUUGAGAGCCAUGAAAUUCAUAACCUUGAAACCUACACCCAGUAUCUGGUGUCGAUACAGGUAUUCAACCCGGAAGGACUGGGCCCACCGACCACGGUGCUGGUAAUGACCGACGAGGGCGAUUACAUCAAAUCCUAA